GGAGUGUGAGCUGUCAGACAGCCAAUCACAGCUGCACGCUCUGAGGUCAGAGGUCAGCUCUCUGCACAAACAGGUCAAGACCCUGAACAGCGACUGCAGCAAACUGAGAGCUCACAAGGAGGAGGAGGCCGACACAGUCAUCAGCUGAGAGCAAGAGGGUCACAGAUGGAGAGACUAAUGGAGGAGAAGGAGAGAGAGUUGGCCUCCCUGAUGGAGGAGAGAGAGAAGGUUGCACGACAGCAGGAGGAGAUGUCCUCUCGGUGUUCAUCUGUGUGUGCCGAGCUGCAGGAGGCGCAGGAGCAGCUGCAGCGGGCGAGAGAGGAGGAGAGGAAGAGAGAGCAGGAGGACCAGGAGAGAGAGAGCAGGAGGCAGCAGGAGGACCAGGUGCUGAUGGAGCUCAGGUCUCUGUCGGUGUCUCUCCAUCAGCAGCUCGCUCAGCAGCAGAAGCAGCUGUCGCAGUCAGAGGUCGACAGAGGUCAGCUGAUCACACACGUUCAGACUGUGCAGGACGUCAAACACACCCUGCAGGGAGAGGUGGCGUGUCUGAGAGAGGAGCUGGAGGAAGUGACAACCAAGAGAGAAAGGUGCGAGGAGGAGAGUGAGGCGCUGAAAGAGAAGAUGGAACGACUGACAGAGGAGGUGGAGGAGCUGAGGAGAACAAGGACGGAAGAGAAGGAAGAGGGAAAGAAUGAGAGAGAGGCCUGGCAAAGAGAAAGGGAAGGUCUGAAUGAGGAGUUGGGGACGAGGGAUGGAGAGGUGGAGGCCCUGAGGAGGCGCAAAGAGGGAUUGACUGAGGAAAAGGAGGAGAGACAGAGGGAGGUGGAGAGACUGACGAGGGAGGUGAUGGAGAGGGAUAUGCAAAUCAGCCAGAUGAUGGAGAGAAUACAGCGAGCAGAGAGAGAGAGGGAGAACCUGGAGGAGGAGGUGAAGAAGACAGAACUGAGUUUGAGAGAGGAGGAGGUGAAGAGGGAGGAGAGGAGGAGAGAGAUCGAGGACCUGUGUGACCGGCUGGAGAGAUUAGAAAGAGAGAAGGACGAGAGAGAGGGGGAGGUGGAGAGAUGCAGGAUGAGAGUGAAAGAAGUGGAAGAGGAGAUCAACACACUGAGAAAACGAGAGGAGGGAGAGAGAGAGGAGGUUGAGAGACUGAGGGGCAGAGUGGAGGAGGUGAAGAGGGACAGAGAGGAGGAGAGCAAAAAGAAUGAGAGAUUGAAAGAGGAGAAGGAGGAAGCUGUAGGAGGACUGUCGGAGACGCUGAAGGAGAAGGUGGGGGAGAUGGAGCUUCUGAGGGUGAGGCUGAAUGUGGCAAAGGAGGAGUGUGAGGAGGUGAAGGAGGAGGUGCAGCGGAAGGAGUGCAGCCUGGAACGACAGAUGAACGCCGUGAGAGAGAGGGAGGAGGAAGUAGAGGAGCUGAAGGAGCGACUGAGGCUGUUGGAGGAGCGGGAGGAGGAGGGAUCGAGGGAGCGAGAGGAGGUGAAGGAGAAACUGAAGCUGAUGCAGGAGAGAGAGGAGCGGCUGGAGAUCCUGCUGAGAGAAACACGAGAUAUUCUGGAGGAGGAGAGAAAGGAGGGAGGAGAAAAAGAUGAAAGGAUCUCCCUGUUGGUCAAAGAGCUGAAGGAGGCUCAUUCCGAGUCCGAUGGAGUGAGGAGGAGAGAGAGAGAGGGCAAGGAGGUAAACAACAGGCUAGAAGAGGAGGUGAAGGAGUGGAUGGAGAAGGUAGAGCUGAGUACCAGGGAGUCAUCAAAGAUCAGUUGUCUUCUGAAAGAACGAGAGGAGGAGGUGCAACAGCUGAUAGAGGAGAGGGAGGAGGAGAAGAAAGAAAGAGAGGAGGAGAGGAGAGAGAGAGAGGAAAGGAGAAGGAGGAUGGACAUCGAGCUGAUGGAGUUGGAUAAGGAGAAGAGGAGACUAGAGGAGAAAUUGAGGGAGGUGGAAGAGGAACAGGAGGAAGAAAGGGAGGAAAAGAGGAGGACGAGGGAGGAGAAAAGGAGACUGGAGGAGAAAGUGAGGGAGGUAGAGGUGGAGUGGGAGGAGGAGAGGGAGGAGAAGAGGAGGAUGGAGAACAGACUAAGGGUGAUGCAGGAGGGGAGAGAGGUCGAGGAAAAGGAGCUGCAGAAUGUGAAGGAGGAGAAAAGGAGGUUUGAGGAUAAACUGAAAGAGAGCUUAAAAGAAAUGGAGGGACAGAGGGAGGUGCUGAGAAGUAAAGAGGAGGAGAAAAGAAAGCUAGAAGAUGAAGUGAGGAAGACCAAAGAGGAGCGAGCGGAGAAAGUGGAGAAAGAGAGAGAUAAGCACCUCCUUGUGGAGGAGCGAGGGAGGAUCAGAGUCAGACAGCUAGAGGAGGAGAAGACAGGGUUGACAGAGGAGCUGAGGAAGACAGAGAGGGAGGUGACAGCGCUGAGGGAGGUGGUGAAAAGAGAACAAAGAGAGAAGAAAGAUGCACAGGAGGAGGCGACAGUCCUCAAGGAGGAGGUCCAGAGGGAGCAAAGAAGGAGGGAGGAGACCCUUGAGAAGUGGAGGCAGACCGAGGAAAUACAGAAGGAGCUGAAGAGGAGCGAGAGGGAGGUGUCUUUACUGACAGAGGAGGUCCAAGAAGAACAGUGGGAAAAGAAGGAGGUGCAGAAAGAGCUAAUGAGGAGGAGAGAAGAGUUGAAAGCUCUGAGGGAGGAGGUGCAGAGGGAGAGAGAUGGAGCGCCGGAGGAGCUGAGGAGGAGGAGAGAGGAGGUAACAGGGGCCCAAAGAGAGAAGGAGGAGAUAGAGGAGAAGCUGAGGAGGACGGAGAGGGAGAUGAUGGCUCUGAGAGAGGAGGUGCAGAGGGAACGAAGAAGGAGUGAAGAAACCAAAGAGAAGCUGAGGCAGAUGGAGGAAGCACAAGAGGAGCUGACGAGGAGAGAGAGGCAGAUGUUGGAGGAGUUACAAAAGGAAGAGAGGGAGAAGAAGGGGGUGCAGAAGGAGCUCAUGCGGAGGAUGGAGGAGAUGACGACUCUGAUGGAGGAGGUGAAAAGAGAACAAAGAGAGAAGGAGGAGACCGAGAAGAAUCUGCGGAGGACAGAGGAGGAGGUGAGGACUCUCGGAGAGGAGGUGCAGAGGGAGCGGAGGAGGAGGGAGGAGGUGCAGGAGGAGCUGAGAGGACUUCAGCAGAGCGUGGAGGUGACGACGGAGAACAUGAGCUCCAUGCAGAGUCAGGUGUGUGACCUGAGUCUGAGGGCGGAGCGGUCGAAGCAGGAGGUGAAGGAGCAGGAGCAGGAGAGGCAGCAGAUGAAGGAGGAACUGAGGGAGGCGGUGGAGGAGGUGACCCAGCUCAAAGGGCUCCUGCAGGAGAGCCACGCAGAGGGAGAGCGACUGAGGAGCGUUCUGCAGGACAAGCACAAGGAGGAGGUGGAGAACCUGAGGACGGUCAUAGAGGAGGUGGAGCAACAGAGGGAGGAGGUUGAGAAGGAAAGAGGACAACUGGAGGAGCUGAGAGCAAGAACCAAGGCCCUGGAGUGGAGGAGGAGCGAGGUGAUGGAGGAGCUGGAGGAGGCUCUUCAGGCGAAGGAGAAGGCUGAGGAGUGUUGGAGGAGCAGAGUGGAGGAGAUGGAGGAGGAGAAGCGGGUGAAGCUGAGAGAAAUCCAGACGGUGAAGAAGAGACAGGACGAGGUGGAGGAGGAGUGGAGAGCCAGGAGGGAGGUGGAGGAGAGCAGGGUCAGAGCCACGGCGGCCAUGUUGGAGGAGGAGAGACAUGGACAGGUGAGGAAGAGGACAGAUGUCCAGAAGAGAGGAGCGGAGGAGAAGGAGCAGCAGAUCACUUCUCUGCUGCAGGAGAAGGAGGAGGUGAAGAGGCUCCUGAUGCUUCGAGAAACUGAGGUGUACGCUCUCACUCAGAGGACGGAGGAGCUGGAGACGGACAGAGAUCGAGUCCGAUUGGCUCUGGAGAGAACUGAGGCAGCUGUGAUUGGCUACAAGGAGAGAAGCCACCAACAGGAGCAGAGCUCAGGGGCGGGACCAAACUCAGGGGCGGGACCAAACUCAGGGGCGGGACCAAACUCAGGAGGGCGUGUUGGGUACAGACUCGCUGCCCUCCAGCGUCUCGUUGCUGAACUGGAACUCGAACAACAACGACUGAACAAGAAAAACUCACAUCUGGAAAAUACCAAAGAAAAACUGAAGAGAGAGAGACACACACUGAGAGACACACUGAGACAGGUGGAGGACGAGCGAUCGAGGCUGCAGCUGAUUGUAAGCAGCAGGUCUCAGGAGUCCACAGACACCACAGAAGAAGAGCGUCUGCGGAGUCGAGUGCUGGAGCUGGAGGAGCAGGUCAGUCAGCUCCAUCUCUCAUUGGCUGUGGAUCAACAGCAGAGGGCGGAGUUUAUCCAGCAGUCGUCCAGGAACAGCGAGUGGCUGCUCUCCCUAAGACACGACCUCGGUGAUUCGCUCGCCAUCGUCACGCACAGUCCAAUCCCAUCGGUCCUGGAGUCUGAGACACAGCGAUUGGACCGCAGCCUGAGGGAGGAGGAGCCGAGGAUGUCGCUCAGCCAAUCAUAACGCCUGAAAAAAUAUAAACUCCAAAAUGAAGCUUUUGGCCAAAUGCAGUCAGCUGUUCUGUCACCAUGGAAACAGAUCGAUAUUUCAGAGGAUAUUAAAGUGAUGAUCUGUUUCAUCUGUGUCACCGGACACGAAACAGGAAGUGAAGUGUCCAACCACAGGUCACGUCUCUGACGCUGGUUCAAGCAGCAGCCAAUCAGCAGCCAAGCAGCAGGAGUGUGUACCUGCAACAUGAGGCUCCCUUUGUGUACAUGUGAAAGUUUUGAUUGUUUUCUAUUUGUAUUUCUAUUCUGUUUACAUUGUUUCGACAUACUACGUUUCCCAUGAUCCUCAGCCUUAGCUGCUUCUGGUUCACGUGAAGGUUAAAGGUCGGCGCUGAUUGUUGAAAGUUCAAUAAAGAUGUUAUAAACUGAA
Molecule: messenger RNA, 4932 nt
Organism: Limanda limanda (common dab)
Lineage: Eukaryota; Metazoa; Chordata; Actinopteri; Pleuronectiformes; Pleuronectidae
Product: trichohyalin-like
Exons: 13
Coding region: 166-4518 (1450 amino acids)
Source: RefSeq, a predicted model, not a curated record